AUGGAACUCCCUUACCCGGAUCCUACUCGCUAUCGGCAUCUUGUUGGUAGCUUGGUAUAUCUUCGUCAUUCGCGUCCCGACAUCUCUCAUGCUGUGCACAUUCUCGGUCGGUUUGUUGCGGCUCCCACCUACAUUCAUUAUGGACAUCUUCUUCGCGUACUGCGAUAUCUUCGUGGCACUGUCUCGCGUGGUUUGUUCUACUCACACCAGUCCACUCUUGACUCACGAGGCCUAUUCGAUGCUACUUGGGCCAGCUCCCACGAUGAUAGAGUCUCACAUCAGCAGCUCUGUAUCUUUCUUGGGUCUUCCCUUGUUGUUUGGAAGACUAAGCAAUGCAGACUCGUUGCCAAGUCGAUCUAG
Dioscorea cayenensis subsp. rotundata (Guinea yam) is the source of this 360-nucleotide messenger RNA. RefSeq lists its product as uncharacterized. The coding region runs from base 1 to 360 and encodes 119 amino acids. The transcript has a single exon. NCBI's taxonomy places the organism in Eukaryota, Viridiplantae, Streptophyta, Magnoliopsida, Dioscoreales, Dioscoreaceae. The record is from RefSeq and is a predicted model, not a curated record.